Molecule: messenger RNA, 2443 nt
Organism: Pocillopora meandrina
Lineage: Eukaryota; Metazoa; Cnidaria; Anthozoa; Scleractinia; Pocilloporidae
Source: the annotation of a GenBank genome assembly
CAGACCUGCGAUUCAUGUAGAUGGACAUUCUGUGGGACAGCGUGUUUCACCAAUCACGUCUCUAAGACACAGACUGGGAAGACCGCAGAUCACCAGCAACUGAGCGUCUGUACAAAUCGUAGGAAGUGCGGCAACUGUCACAAACUCCUUGUGGGUCGCAAACAGCAACAAGAACACCUGUGUGGCUACAUCACGUGUCCUUCAUGUCACCAUUACAUCAAAGCCUUGUCGCAACGGUGCUUCAUUCAAGUGGCUAAGCCUCCCGAGGAAGAACGGGGAGAACGUCACGUCAAACGAAGACCUGGUUGUCGUCUGUGUGAUGCUGCUGCCGGCUUGGCCACUGUGCAUUCCAACGAGGACGAUGUUCCAUCCACUUCUCUUCUUCCUUCACCUCCUGCGGACGGUGUCGACCUCAAUGAUGAAAAACCUCCGUUACACGUAUUCUUCAACGUGGAGGCCAUGCACGACACGGGACGUCACGUUUGGAAUCUUGUCAUGGCCAAAACUGAGAAUGACGAGCAUCCAGUCCGCUUCCAGGGAGGCUCAUGCAUGCGCGACUUCUCAAACUCCUCAAGCAGGGGUGUCUCUCCUUCAAGUCUGUAUUCGAGCCUCUGGCUCGAUUCAAUCCCUUUUCCCACAUCACCAUCGCCUCUGCUUGCAACCAGGAUCUCCAACAACAACAUCGCCAACAAACCGCUCCAUGGGUGGCACUUGAACACCAAUCAUUCUCGCGUCGCCCUGGAAUGGCUCCACUGGCAACAGCACCAGUUACCAGAUGAAGACGAUUACAUCCAACAUGCAGGCAAUUCUGGCAAGUACAAGAUUCCUCAUUCCCGGUACACGGUAGACGGAUACCAUGAGAAAACCAACACUGUCUACGACACUGUCCAGUCUGCUAUUCCAAUCGCAACGAAUCCCACUGCCGCCUUGACAAUAGGUGCUUUGACGACGUGUACCGUUGCAUGCAGGUCAAACUCGACUUACUGUGUAAUCGAGGUUUCAGGGUAGUCGAAAUUUGGGAGUGUCAAUGGGAAAAACUGAAACGAGAACGCGAAGAUGUUUGCGCGUUCAUUGGUGCCCUAAGUCUCUCGGCCCCUCUAAAUCUUGGGGAUGCGUUCUUCGGAGGUCGACUCUACCACAAGGUAGACAAGACUCGGGGGGAAAAGAUUCGUUACUACGAUGUCAUGUCUCUGUACCCAUGAGUCAACAAGAAUGGUGAGUACCCUCUGGGACAUCCCGAGAUCAUCUCUCAACCCGGUCAUACAGACCUUUCUCAUUAUUUUGGCUUAGCAAAAUGCAUGAUGCUUCCACCUUAUGGUCUCUUCCAUCCCGUGCUACCUUACCGUCAUGCCGGCAAACUCACCUUUCCGCUCUGUGCCUCCUGCAUGACCAAGGAAAUAUCCAAACUCUUUCUGGAGCGUACUCCUGUCUGUACUUGCACGGAUUUGGAACGCGUACGAUUUGCGUACACGAAGUGUGGCAUUUCCCGACCACUCGCAGAGGGCUCUUCAAAGACUACGUGAUCACGUGGCUCAAGAUCAAUGAAGAGGCCAGCGGGUAGCCGAGUCACAUGGGCAAUGAUCUCCUGAAACUUCAAGGACACUUGGAUGAUUACAGAGACAAGGAGGGGAUCAAAUUGGACCCGGAAAAGAUGGAGAAAAAUCCCGGACUGUGCACGCUGGCCAAGAUGAUGUUAAAGUCCAUGUGGAGUAAAUUUGGUCAGCGUACCAACAAGAUGCAAGUCCGGGAAUUUGAAUUCUGUAACAGCAACACCCUCCAAAUCAAGUACGUUGGUAUACAAUCAGACGAUCGCGUAGAAGAACAGUACACUUUACAAGAGGAAGACGAAUCCAUCUUGCCCAACCUGAACAUAUUCGUGGCCUGUUUCACGACCUGUUGGGCUUGUUUUAAACUCUAUGACACUGUCAACAUCUUACAAGAGCGAGUACUGCAUAAAGACACGGACUCAGUGGUGUUCCUUUCCGCCCAGGGAAUGCCCAAGCCACCACUGGGAGAUUAUCUGGGAGACUUUAAGGACGAAUUGCCGCCAGACGACUAUAUAGUGGAAUUUGCCUCCGGAGGUCCAAAAAACUACGGGUACAAGACUCACAAAGGUAAAGAGGACUGUAAAGUCCGAGGCAUCACACUCAAUAGUCUGGGGAAGGGAUAUGUCAAUUUUGAAGUCCUCAAAAACAACGUGCUGGAAGACUUGACUUCCCCAUUGGAGUCUGGUGAAGCGCGCAUCACUGCCGUGCCCAUUCCAUUCAAAAUUGUGAGGAACACCCAAGAAUACCAAUUGUCCACCACGGCCCAACGAAAAAAAUACAAGUUGGUCUACAACAAGCACAUGGUGAAUCCUCAUACCUUCCAAACCUUCCCGUAUGGGUAUGAGCCGUGGACGAAAGAGGACACUCAUGUGACUGAACUGCUCACUUCUCUCUAA